Molecule: messenger RNA, 886 nt
Organism: Triticum dicoccoides
Lineage: Eukaryota; Viridiplantae; Streptophyta; Magnoliopsida; Poales; Poaceae
Exons: 3
Coding region: 1-735 (244 amino acids)
Source: RefSeq, a predicted model, not a curated record
AUGGGGAGCUUUACCAACGCCAUACCAGACUAUUCAUGUACCAGUGCGUGCCCCAGAGCUGCCGUGACCGUCGCCCUUGCUUUCCCUCGCCUGGAAGCUCCAGCGCCCCACAUCGCCGGAUCCAGGCCCUCCUCCGCGCCUCCCCGCCGGCGAGCCGCCGUCGUCCGCCACCGCUCUUGCCGUCCUCCUCCCUGCUCAUGCUGCUUCGUCGUUGCUGCCGGAUCCGCCUCACCGAGAGUCCUGCCCCAACGCCAUGGCCAGGAGUCGCCGACCCAAGACCCCAGGGCUCCCCGACAGCUGCGCGUCUGGCGUCCAAGCCACUGUCUUCUUCCCGCGGCUCUUUGCCGGAGUCGUCAAGCCGCCGCCCUGGAGUUUCUCCACCGCCGACUCCCUCCGUCUCGGAUUCCGCCUGGCUCCGCUGCCUCGCCACGGCGGACCUCGCCAGCAGGUAGACAUUGCCGCCUUGGAUUCGCGCCAAGCUCCGCCGUCCCCGCGCUCCUGCCGUCUCGCCAGUUCCGGCAGGUCCUCGUCGCUGCGACGCGCCCUCUGCAUCGCGCUGCCGCUCCCCUGCUUUACUUGCUUGGGUCGUCGCUGCUCUGCUUCCUGACGAGCAGCGCAGCCCGAUCCGCAUCGUCGCGCGUUGACAACGGCCCCCGCACCCCCUCGUUCGAUCCAGCAAGGCCCAACGGCGAUCGGCCCAGCCGUGCCCUUCAGCCACCCCAGUACACCACCUAGCCGGCCUCAAGGACCAAUGUGAGGCCCAGUCCGCCCCAGUUUCGGCCCGUAGUAUUUUUUUCGUUGCUGCAAAUUUAGCUAUUUUUCGCAGGAUUGCUGUUUUACAGAAAAGCCCUUGUUGAUCAUGCAUUUAAUAACUUCACAACCGUGC